CCCCUGAAACCCGCCAUUCCAGGGGGAGGAACGCCAUCAUUACCUUACUGGCUUCCCCUCCUCUCUCAUCGUUUCGUCUGCUUCCCGUUCUCUCGGCCAUCACCCGUAAAUCCCCUAAUCACCCGCUUCAUCCUCCCAUUUCUUUCUCGCCAUCCUGAGGAGGGAGUGGGGUUUGUUGGCUCCUUCAAAAUCCAUACUGGGAGGUUUCGGAAGCAGAGGGUUUUAUGCCUUGGGUUCCUGGCCUCCUGGGUGUGUGUCGGUUCUUCUUCUUGGAGGAUUUGUAUCAGUCUGAGUUCCUGAGGUUGGGCGGUUCUUGGAGAUAAACUUGGCUAGGCUAAAAUGAACAAUGUGUGUGAAGUGUGUGGAGAUAUUGGCUUCAAACAUCUUCUUUUGUGUUGCAUCGACUGCAAGAGGGCUUCCACACACCAAUAUUGUUUGGACAAAGUUCUAUAUGAUGCAUCAUUAGUAGACUGGGUGUGCGAUGAAUGCCAUCAAAGGCAUACUGAAGGUUCUUACAGCAGGUCUCUAGGGAAGGUGUCAAGUGAAAGGUCACCAAAUCACACCCACUUUGGCUCUACAUCACAGCAACCAAUUACCAAUAGAGUGGAGUCAGCUAGAGUUUUUGGUUCAUGGGGACAACGAAAAAGUAAGUCCUACACAGCUAAAAGUGCAUAUCUGAAGAAAAUCAAUUCUUCUGAGAUGAAUUCUUUGCGCAAGAAGGGCAUUAGAAAUAAAUCAAAUAUGAGAGGCAUGAGCAUCAAGAGAAGAGGAUGCAGGGAUGCAAGUACUGCCUGCACCGGUGGGAAGGCAUCACAUUCUUGUGAGAGCAUCAGGGCAGAAACAACUGAGAACAAGGAUGGGAAUUGGCAGGUUGCCAAUGAAAACUCUGUUCAAACUUUGAAGUUGAACAAUGAUGUUGGUUCAAAUCAUUUGACACCAGGAUUAAAACAAAUCAAUCACCUAAAACAACAUGAUGAGAGAUCAAAGUGCAUGAAGGAAAUGAAAAUUGUUGCUUCAACAUUGAAUAAUUCCAAUGAAUCAGAGCCUUCUAAUAUGAAUGAAUGCUCUGUUACUCAUGAAGUUAAUUCGAAGGCAGGAAAUAAACCAUCAGAUGAACUCUUGGUCCAUCAAGUUGAGGAUAGACGAGGGGAAUUGACUAUUGCUUCACCUCAGAACACAUCAAGAGGUGAUGUCCAUUUUACUCGUCGUUAUCCGAAUAAGCAAAAUAACUGUCUGCCAUCUAUGCGCAUUGAAAGUGAUAAUCUGAAGAAAAACCACAGUGGGCCAUCAAAGCUAUUGGAUAAGGAUAAUUCAUGUUCAUCUUUAGAGAUCUCUUCAAAAGCAAUUGUUAUUAAGGCUAGUGGUACAGAAGUAGAGAUUUCCGAUACUCUUGAAAACUUUGGCAAGGUCACCCCAAGAAAGCGACGGCGACUCAUUCUCAAUGAUGAUGAUGAAGUUGAGGAAAAGAAGGCUGAAGAUGCGCGGAAUGAAAAUGCCAAUCCUCAGCCUCCUAAGUGUGAUGAACCAAUGACAAAGCAUAGGGUAAACACUGAAUAUUGUGUGGAGGAGGCUGCACGGACUGGUGAAUUAAAUGAUCAAAAUCUUAUGAAUGUUACGCCUGUGAAGAGAAGGAGAAGAUACAUAGCUCAAAACGAAGAUGAAGAGGAUAUUUUAUGUUCUGCAAAUGCUGAGUGUGCUCUGAAUGAGGCUACAAAUCGGUCUCUAAAUGAUGGUGCAAAUUUGGUGCCACAAACUUCUGUUGCAACAGAUCAUUCCCAACAAUGCAGACCAUCUCGUUCAGAAUCUGACGAUCAACAAUAUUACAUUUACUCGCAAGCCCUUGAUGAGCCUGUUUGGAGUGGAGUCUUUAAGAUAGACACUGAAGUGCUUAUGUUGGAUGCCCACUUGUCCACGAAAGCAUGUCAGAGAGUAAGGGAUCUGUCAACAUCGUUACAACCAGUAGUUGAAUUAAACAAGCUCCCACGGUCACAAGCCUGGCCAAAGAGUUGGAACUCUUUUGGACCUACUGAUGACAACAUCGGGUUGUUUUUCUUCCCACAUAGUUUGAGGCAAAAUGAAGUGGCAAACAGACUAGUUAACAACUUGAUCAAUAGUGAUUGUGCCUUAAAAGUUACAGUUGGUAUCGCGGAGCUACUAAUCUUCCCCUCUUCUUUAUUGCCGGAACAAUACCACUUUUUCCAGGGGAAUCACUACCUAUGGGGAGUGUUUAGGCAAAAGAAAGAUAUGGCUGAUGAAACUGUCCUAGUCAAAGAGCAAUAUGGUUCAGUGAAACAUGCCAUAGAGCAAGGGCAACAACAAGAACAAGAUCUUUUGGACCAGCAAGAUGAAGCAUUGUAUGAGUCAUCAGACCAAGAAACUUUUGCUGUGAAGCAUGUUGUGCAUAUUGAGAAUCAGCUACUGGUGGAGUUCGACCAUGAGGCGAAAAAGGAGGUUGUGGAAGCUGCCACAAGAGAAGGCACUAACUCACCUGGCAGGAAUUGGUCCUCCGCUAAGACGUAUUCUGCAAAAGUUGGAUCAAACUGCUCUGUGGAGCCAAGAGAUGAUAGUAAAUUGGAUGCGCUUGGAGACUUGGACCAGCAAGAAGGGUUCACCCCUUUGCCUGAGUCGAAUGCCUCAAGUGUUACUGAACAAUCAAGUAACUCUGGACAUGCUACAGCUAGUACCAAACUGAUCAAACCUGUUGAGCACGGUCAUGGACAACCCCACUCAGGUUCAGAACCGUCGACAAGAAAGCUGUUUGGAUUUGUCACUGCACAGACACCAAGAUCUCAGCAACUAAUCCAGGAGAUGGUCAGUGAAGGUGCACUGGUGUUCCCAGUGGCAGAGAUUGUGACUAAUGAUUCCAUCACAGGCCACAGCACUGGAGUUAUAUCUUCUGGAAUGAACCCUGUCAUUGAGCGUCCACAUCUGCUGCGUGAUCCCCCUCAGGCCUUUGACUUCAUAUCCAUGGGACACGGUCCGCCUGGUGCAGAUUCUGAAGCCUGCCUGGAUCUGUUCCCGGUGCAACGGGAACAUAUUGGAUUGGCUCCCAGGGUGCAAGUUAGCAGGGAAGUGGACCUCGACCUGAACCUUGGCAAGGGGUCGCAAGCACCCUCCGUGCCACCGCUGCUCUGAAGCUCACUGCAGAGUUUCUGCUGUACAGGACUCCUGGUCGAGCUCGAUUUUGUUCAGAAUCGUAAUGGUCGUUGCUUCUUUAGGUUGCUGCCAGCGCCUGUAAGUUUUGUAAAGCAGUGCAAGUGUUUUCCUUGUGAUGAGUUAGUUCUUUUUUUUUUUGUGAUGUGGAUCCUAGAAAGUAGGGGUAGUACUGAAGAGCUAACCAGAAUGUUGUUGGCAAAGGGCGUUCAUUGGUAUAUUUGCAUUCAGAGCCUGUAACUAGGUCAAUUCUGUUUGUUGUAUGCCCUUUUCGGAUGACAGGAUGUAGGGUUUGAGCUUGAGCGAAAGGUUUGUUAACUUUGUAUGGAGAGGUUGAUGCGUUUGAUUA
Panicum virgatum (switchgrass) is the source of this 3502-nucleotide messenger RNA. RefSeq lists its product as uncharacterized. Lineage: Eukaryota; Viridiplantae; Streptophyta; Magnoliopsida; Poales; Poaceae. Bases 340 to 3135 code for a protein of 931 amino acids. The record is from RefSeq and is a predicted model, not a curated record. The transcript is spliced from 6 exons.